AUGGAUGUGGAAACAACUUCUCAGGGUAAGGGAUUUGAUGCUGGUCAGGUUGGGAAUGUUGCAAAUUUGCAGAAUACUGUUGGUGCAUGCUGCACAAGUGGAAAACUUCAACUUUCAUUUGUAUAUAAUGCUCUCUCUCAAUCAAUUUAUCCUGUUCCUUGGUUUGACACUGUUUGGAGGGGUUUACACUAUCCUAAACACUCAGUUAUUCUUUGGCUAGCUGCUCACUCCAGGUUGUUAACCCAAGACAGACUUUGUCGGAUGGGGAUGUUGGAGUUGAAUAGGUGUGUUCUGUGUCAAAGCCAGCAACUGGAAACUUGUAAGCACUUGUUCUUUGAGUGUCAAUUUUCAGCUGAUAUUUGGAAUAAAGUUAUGAAUUGGAUGAGUUUCUCUAGGAGAUCAUGCAAUUGGAAUCACCUUAUAAAUUGGUACUCCUUCAAUCUCAAAGGUGGUGGUUGUAAGCAACAAUUGAAAAGAAUGGCCCUCUUGAUGACAAUUUACAUGAUUUGGCAAGAGAGAAAUAUGAGAAUAUUUCAAAGGAAGUUUCGGGAACCAGAGAUGCUCUUCAGGGGUAUAAAGUUUCUGAUAUUCUCCAAGAUAUUGAAUGUCAAAUUACCUAUACAUAUGAAAGAUACUCUUGUGAAUAUGUAG
Asparagus officinalis (garden asparagus) is the source of this 651-nucleotide messenger RNA. RefSeq lists its product as uncharacterized. Lineage: Eukaryota; Viridiplantae; Streptophyta; Magnoliopsida; Asparagales; Asparagaceae. The transcript has a single exon. The record is from RefSeq and is a predicted model, not a curated record. The coding region runs from base 1 to 651 and encodes 216 amino acids.